This is a messenger RNA of Punica granatum (pomegranate), 2163 nucleotides long. The record is from RefSeq and is a predicted model, not a curated record. Lineage: Eukaryota; Viridiplantae; Streptophyta; Magnoliopsida; Myrtales; Lythraceae.
CGUGAUUUUCCAUUUCCAGAAACAUUUCUCCACUUUCCCAAGUUUUCCAUGCCACUUGCUUACUUCUCCCUCUCUCCCCACUUCACUACAAAACUCACUUAUUUGCCUCUUCCUCUUCAAUCCUAUUAAUCCCUCCCAAAUGCUGUUCCCUUAACCUUCCCUUACCAAGAGAAAGGAAAAUGGACAAGCCCGAUGGCCUCGACGCGGUCCGCUUCACCGUCUACCUCCUCCAGGGCCGGUGGUUCACGGUCUUCGCGUCCUUCCUGGUAAUGUUCGGUGCCGGGGCUACCUACCUGUUCGGAAUCUAUUCCAAGCAGAUCAAGGCAACCCUGGGCUACGACCAGACAACCUUAAACCUCAUAGGAUUCUUCAAGGACCUUGGCGCAAACGUCGGUGUCCUAUCGGGCCUCAUCGCCGAAGUCAUCCCUACGUGGGCGGUGCUCCUCAUCGGGUCCGCCAUGAACUUUGCGGGCUACUUCAUGAUCUGGAUGGCUGUCACGGGUAAAAUCCCGAAGCCCCGGGUCUGGCACAUGUGCGCGUACAUCUGCAUCGGGGCGAACUCCCAGAACUUCGCCAAUACCGGGGCGCUCGUCACCUGCGUUAAGAACUUCCCGGAAGGCCGGGGCGUGUUGCUGGGCCUGCUGAAGGGCUUCGUGGGCCUCAGCGGGGCGGUGAUGACCCAGAUGUACCUCGCCAUCUACGGGAACGACUCGAAGUCACUUAUCUUAUUGAUCGCGUGGCUUCCUGCAGCGAUCUCGGUCGUGUUCGUGUAUACGGUCCGGACCCUGGAGCCUGGCCGGAGGCCUAACGAGAGGAGGGUCUUUUACAGAUUCUUGUACGUGUCGAUCGUGCUCGCGCUUUUUCUGAUGGUCGUAACGAUUCUGCAGAAGCAAUUCGUUUUUCCCAAAUGGGCCUAUGCUACGACCGCCACUAUGGUCUGUGCAUUACUCUUUGUCCCUCUAAUGAUCAUCAUAAGGGAAGAAUUGAUCCUUUGGAGCUCACGUAAACAGCCUAACAGUAAUAUAAUUGCUGCUGAUUCUAAUCCCGCUAUCAAAGUAAUUUCCCGGAAUCCCGAAUCGGUCGGUACAGACUCUGCUUUGAUCCCGACAACGACACCAAACCUGGAGCAGAGCACGCCGUGGUAUGCUGACAUAUUUAAACCACCUGCUCGGGGCGAAGACUACAAGAUUCUGCAGGCGCUUCUCAGCAUUGACAUGCUGGUUCUGUUUAUUGCGACAUUUUGCGGGUUGGGCUCGAGCUUGACUGCAGUAGACAAUCUGGGUCAGAUCGGGGAGUCCCUCGGGUACCCAGCGAGGAUUACGAGCACCUUUCUGUCACUAGUGAGCAUAUGGAAUUACUUCGGCCGGGUUUUUUCGGGCUUCGUCUCCGAAGGCCUACUCGAGAGGUACAAGGUCCCGCGGCCUCUUAUGAUGACGUUUGUACUUCUGCUUUCGUGCAUCGGGCACAUCCUCAUUGCGUUCCACACCCCCGGGUCCCUCUACGUGGCAUCCAUCAUAAUCGGAUUCUCAUUCGGGGCCCAACUCCCCCUGCUGUUCGCGAUAAUCUCGGAGCUAUUCGGGCUAAAGUACUACUCGACACUGUUCAACUGCGGCCAGCUGGCGAGCCCGCUCGGGUCAUACAUCCUGAACGUGAAGGUGACGGGGAAACUAUACGACAGUGAGGCGGUGAAGGACCUGAGGAGGAAGGGGCUGGAGCGGUCCGACGUGAAGGAGCUGACGUGCAUUGGGGCGCAUUGCUACCGGCUAAGCUUCAUCGUGCUGACUCUCGUGACGCUGUUCGGGGCGAUCGUGUCGCUGGUUUUGGUCGCCCGGACCCGGGAGUUCUACAAAGGUGACAUUUACAAGAAGUUCAGGGACGAGGUUGAAAUGCCCCAGAAAAUGGAUAAUAAGGAUAAAGACGUGUCAACAGUAAAGGGGCAGGCGUGAAGUAGGUUAUUAGAUUUAUGGAAUAAUUAAAUUUUAAAAAAUAGGGUAAAUUUCUUUGUACAACAGGAAAAAAAGGUCAAUUAUUUGGAUGAUUAAUAUGGUAUAUGGGUGUUUUAUUCAGACAAAACAUUGGGAAUUGGGAUGGGUUGUUGUGUACUUGCAACAAGGUGGGAUGGCGAAUGAGAAAAUAUCCUCUUUUUCAGGAGUGAUUUGCUGA